AUGUCUCCCCGCGUCAAACUUGCACAGAAGCACCAUGAGAAGAUGCUCCCCAGCGUCAAUCUCGCACAGAAGCCCCACGAGAAGAACCCCCCCCCCAGCGUCAAUCUCGCACUGAAGCACUAUGAGAAGAUCCCCCCCUGCGUCAAUCUUGCACAGAAGCACCACGAGAAGACGUUCUCCUGCCUCGAGCACGUGCAGUGCUGGUUCGUCAGCGCAACAGACAUCGGCUGCACGAAUAUCGACCACGCAAGCACUUCAGCCAGCGGCACCAAGGCAUUCUACUAG
This is a messenger RNA of Anthostomella pinea, 285 nucleotides long. Lineage: Eukaryota; Fungi; Ascomycota; Sordariomycetes; Xylariales; Xylariaceae. The record is from the annotation of a GenBank genome assembly.